AUGGAGACGUCACGACAACCACAAUCACGCCCGAAACGUAAGCCACACAAGAAGUCAAGAACUGGUUGUUUAGACUGCCGAAAACGCCGAGUUAAAUGUAACGAGGAACGCCCAAGAUGCUGGUCCUGCAAGCGCCGCGAUAUAGAUUGCGAAUAUCCAGACAAGACAUCUGUUCCAGUUGUAAUUAUGCCACCACUACCAGUCUCCCCCAUGUCGCCAUUAGUCGUGUCUCAAUCCCCAUCCAUCACAUCGGUGCUAACGCCAACACCAACGUUGUCCUCAACUACCGACUCCCUUCACAAUCUUGAUUAUACUCCGACGGGAACGUUGGAGUUAACCCAACUGCGUCUACUUCAUCACUGGACACUAUCUACCAGUGUAGACCUUUGCAAAUGUCCCAAGACGCUGUGGAUCUGGCAGGAAGCCUUUCCCCAAAUGGGUUUCCAACACCCAUUCGUCUUAAAUGCGUUACUAGGUCUUGCAGCUCUACAUAUUGCUUACCAAUCUCCAUUGGAGCGAAAGAAAAGAUGGUUAGAUGGUAUGUAUCAUCAUGGAGAAGCCUUGAUUGGAUUUCAGAGACAGAUCUCCAAUAUCACUGCAGAUAACAGCGAAGCACUAUUUACGUGGUCUAUAUGUAACGUUCUGUACGUUUUUGCCAUGUCAAACCCUCUUCUGGAACCUGUAGAUGGAGUCUCCCGCUUAUCAACAUCGACACGCAACGAAAGGGUUCUAGGUGCCGAGUGGAUCCCUAUGAUACGCGGAAUCGACGCUGUGCUCGAACCUACCCAUAAUUACAUCCGAUUUGGGAAGAUGAAAAACAUAAUGAGCCUUGGCAAUUGGUAUGAACUUGAUCCGGGCAAGGACAGCAACAGCCCUGAGGAUGAUUAUUUCUGUAACGUUCGCGAUACUUGGAGUAGCUCUGCUUCUUCCGAAGUCUACGAGGAGGCGCUUCAUAUCCUUCGAAAAUGUCGUCUCUACUCGCAACAAUUUCGCAACAUGGACUCCAAGACACGUGGAAAUUGGGGGUAUAAUAAGGAGUGGUCUGGACCUCUGAUCUUCAUUCAUUUUGCGCCUGAGUCUUAUUUCACACUGUUAAAGCAGAGGCAACCACCGGCUUUAAUUCUUUUUGCCCUAUUCGGUGUACUUUUACAUGGAAUUGACGGUUAUUGGUUUAUGCAAGGCUGGGGAAAAGCAAUAGUGGAAGUAGUAGCGGAUAUACUCGGAGGUUUCUGGAAACAAUGGCUGUUGUGGCCCUUGCAGGUUGUACAGAACGAUGGUUAUAGAUGA
This is a messenger RNA of Fusarium venenatum, 1287 nucleotides long. The record is from RefSeq and is a predicted model, not a curated record. NCBI's taxonomy places the organism in Eukaryota, Fungi, Ascomycota, Sordariomycetes, Hypocreales, Nectriaceae.